AUGCCAGUUGCCCCUCUGCGCGCCUGGAGAGUGCGUCGCCGCCGGCGCUUCCGCGUGCGUUACCGCUACAAGUACCGGCUCAACAUACUAUACCGAGAUAUCAGCGAAGCCUUUGAGAAGAGGUACAACCAGUUUCUCAAAAUGAACCCCGAUAUCCUCGAGUACUACGGUAGCCGGGGAUUAGACAGGCUGUUCGAGAUUGACACCGGUGGAGAGACGGAGGUUUCCUAUAACAAUCUGCGAUCGGCGCUCCGGAGACGGUCGGAAUGGGCGAGGAUGACUGGUUCUCCUGCCUCUCCACUUCCCUUUAGUGCUUCCUCCUCCUCAUCGCCGUCGUGA
Thermothelomyces thermophilus ATCC 42464 is the source of this 339-nucleotide messenger RNA. RefSeq lists its product as uncharacterized. The record is from RefSeq and is a predicted model, not a curated record. The transcript is spliced from 3 exons. Lineage: Eukaryota; Fungi; Ascomycota; Sordariomycetes; Sordariales; Chaetomiaceae. Bases 1 to 339 code for a protein of 112 amino acids.